Messenger RNA from Opisthocomus hoazin, 786 nucleotides. The record is from RefSeq and is a predicted model, not a curated record. NCBI's taxonomy places the organism in Eukaryota, Metazoa, Chordata, Aves, Opisthocomiformes, Opisthocomidae.
AAUGGGAUCCUGGGGUGCAUCAAAGAGUGUGGCCAGCAGGACAAGGGAGGUUCUCCUUCCCCUCUACACUGCCCUGGUGAGGCCUCAUCUGGAGUACUGUGUCCAGUUCUGGGCUCCCAGUUCAAGAAGGAUGAAGAGCUACUGGAGAGAGUCCAGCGGAGGGCUACAAGGAUGGUGAGGGGACUGGAGCAUCUCCACUACGAGGAGAGGUUGAGGGAACUGGGCUUGUUCAGCCUGAAGAAGAGAAGGCUGCGAGGGGACCUUAUAAAUGCCUACAAAUAUCUGAAGGGUGGGUGUCAGGAGGAUGGGGCCAAGCUCUUUUCAGUGGUGCCCAGUGACAGGACAAGGGGCAAUGGGCACAAACUGAGGCACAGGAAGUUCCGUCUGAACAUGAGGAGGAACUUCUUCCCUCUGAGGGUGACGGAGCACUGGAACAGGCUGCCCAGGAAGGUUGUGGAGUCUCCUUCUCUGGAGAUAUUCAAGACCCGCCUGGACGGGACAUCACUACCUCGAACACAUGGCAUGUCUUCAGAAGAAAGGUACCACGUGCAGCUCAAAACGACUGCUGAGAAGACUCCCACACCCUCAGAGAAAGGCAGCGGCAGUGAUGGUAAGAUCUGCAGCAGGGCGCUUGACCGAGGCACACAGGGGGGUUCCCGGAGCCAGGGAAACCCGAGGGAAGAGCAGCCAGACCUGCCAGGAGCUGGCAGCUCUCACGAGCAAGUGGGUCUGGCCUUGGCAUGGGUACUGCCGGCAGCAACCAUGGAAGAUUUAAACGGCCCUUAG